Messenger RNA from Pantherophis guttatus, 3184 nucleotides. It is a transcript of the gene DDIT4L, whose product is annotated as DNA damage inducible transcript 4 like. Gene Ontology annotation, biological process: negative regulation of signal transduction. NCBI's taxonomy places the organism in Eukaryota, Metazoa, Chordata, Lepidosauria, Squamata, Colubridae. Gene Ontology annotation, cellular component: cytoplasm. The record is from RefSeq and is a predicted model, not a curated record.
CAGGCAUUUAAAAAAGGACAGGAGGCUCAUUGGUGGCCAGAAGUUCGUAUCUAUAAUUUCUCUCUCUCUCUUUUUCUUUCUUUCUUUCUUUCAAUAAGUGCUUUGUGAUGACACGAGAGUCCCUGUUCUAACAAAGUUUCCCUCCUUUACUUUUUCGCAGUAGUCCUAAUUGUAAGGUGCACCCAGGACUUGUUGAAGGUGAAUGCACUUCUUCAGAAUGGUUGCAACCAACAACUUAAAUAAUAAAAAUACUGAACUGAUACAGCAGCGAUUUCAGCAGGCAUCCUUCUCUGACUUUGACUAUUGGGAUUUUGUAGCGCCUGAACCCAACUUUAAUGAGAUGGUGUUUGAGGAACGAACGUGUCAGAAUCUAAUUAGAAUGCUGGAGAACUGCCUCUCUAAAUCAAAACAGACUAGACUGCAUUGCUCAAAGGUCUUGGUCCCUGAGAAAUUAACUCGGAGGAUAGCUCAAGAUGUCUUGCGUCUCUCUUCUACGGAGCCUUGUGGUUUGCGGGGCUGCAUUAUUCAUGUCAACUUGGAAACUGGAAAUGUAUGUAAAAGGCUGGAUAAGAUUGUUUGUGAGCCCAGCGUCAUUCCUACUUUUGAACUGACACUGGUGUUCAAGCAAGACAAUUGUUCAUGGCCCAGCUUCAGGAGUUUAUUCCCCAGAGUUUGUUUUACUUCUAGCUAUAAACAGACUCUGAUCUUGAGCCCUGGGUUUCGUUUAAUUAAGAAAAAAUUAUACUCCUUGAUUGGGACUGUGGUUGAAGAAUGCUGAAAAGUGUACUAAAAAGUGUACUGGAAAAGAGAGCUGAGCUUACAGCCCUUAGAAAUAGAAGGGAUAUUUGCACAAUAAACCAUUGAUGGUCUCAAAACUAUCUGGUGCUAUGUAAAAUAAGGAGUGCAGUUCCUUGAUACUUGAAACAUUCCUUGGUUAGCAAAGAUAUGGCAAGCCCAAUAGCCAUCCUGAUUGCUAUUUAUUGCUAGUAGUUGAACUAAAUGGUUUGGCAUUCUUUGAUAUUUAUUUUUAAUGAGAGUUUCCUGGAUUCACAUUGUUUUUAAUCCAAAUUGGGGGGAAAUUUCUCAUAAGCUUUCAAGAAACAAACUGGUCUCUAGAACUAAAUAGAUCAAAGAGGUAGGAAUGAUGCUUCCAAAAUGCUGCUCAUAGCUGCAUUGGUAGUAUCAAAUAAAAGAGGCAGGACAUAAGAUAAUUAGGAGAGAUUUUGAAGCUGCUGUUGCUUUUUCUUCAAGGUCAUCUUAACUAACAACAUUUGUCAUAAUUCCUCUACGUUCAGAAGCCUUACCUUGACUUCCUGCAACCUGGUAUCUUCUUGAUGUAUUGCCUCUACAACUAUUGGCACGCCUAUCCAGCAUGACCAAAGGCCGGAAAUUUUAAGUCCCAACAAUUGUAAGGAGUGCCAUCUUGAAGAACAUCAUCUUACCUGCCAUGAUUGACUUGCCUUCCAUGCUAAAAGAUUUGCAGGGAGUUAGCUUACCCAAAUAAUCAUGAAUAAUUGCAUUAAGAGUUCUACACUUUGUUUUAUAAAUACAAUAGUGCUGAAGUGUACAAAACACUUGAUGUACACUUGGCCUUGAACAGUUUGUGUUGCUUUAUAGUCAAUUUAUUAGAAUACUUAUUAUUGUCAUGCUAUAUUUUAGUUAGCAUGCUCAAUUUGGGGGGUAAAAGCAGUCUAUGGAUUUUUUUUGCCAAUUGUAACUGAAGAGCAAUAAUCUGGAAUCUACAUGUCAUAGAUGAUGUCAGAAGCCGUUGCUUCACGAUAAACUUUGAAGCUCUUAUUAAACUGAUUCCCGCAAAGAAUCAAUGAAAUACCACUCCAGUGAUUUUUGGUUGAGUUAUGGAAAAUAUAAAGAUAACAUAAGAAAGGUUUGGGUAUCCAGCUUUCUUCUAGACACACAUAUACACUGCAGAUAUCCAUAAUCCAAGAAGCAAACUCUAUAAUUAUUAGCAUAUUCAUACACAAAUAUAGAUGAAUUCUCACUUCAGCAGGAUUGGGAACAAGUCCCAGAUCUUGUCUCUUUUUGAUACUUGCAAAGCUGGGAAUCCUAAUUCUUCUCAAACCAUUUAGAUAGACGGGACCAGAAUUUCAAUCUUUUUGGCCUGAUGACUAUGAAUUUGAGAACUCUAGCCUCAUUAUUUCUGGAAAGCGCUAUCUUGGAGAAGGCUGCUCUAGAUCCCCAGCUAACAUCUCUUCAUGGUAAUAAAUAUAGAAAUUUAAUACCUACUAUUGACCUUUUAGGAAAAUCUGUAAACAUUGGAAAAUAUUAGAUCCACGCUUCCUAGGAAUUAGAAUAAUAUAUUUGAUAGCAUUAAGCUUUCAUGGGUUGUAACAAAUAAAUAACAUUACAUGCCCAUUCUAAAAGAAACAAAAAGUGUCUUUCCCCCGAGAAUAUCUCAGUGGGGACCAGACUCUAAAUUGUACAAGCAGAAAGAAAUGAGGGAAGGAAGAUGAAAACGCCACUGAAUUUUUGUUUUGUUUUUGUGUAGUAGAUUUUGCAUCUUGCCUUGUAUGCAGGGAAGUGGAAAGGAUAGAUAAGUCAAACUAUCCUUGUGAAACACUCUUUUCUUUAAAUCAGUUUUAAUAAACUCUUUAAGUUACGAUAAACUGAUAGGUAAAGUAUGCAAGGGUUAUUUUUGUUUUGUUGAAUUUAAUAUGUGAAGGAUAAAAACAUAUGUAGUCUAAUGCAGGUGUCUUAAAAUGCAGAAGGCUAUGAAUUAUAUUUAGCUGACUUGAAAGUUGUGCAUUUCUCUCUGCCGGUCAACUGAGACUAUGUUGUCCUGACCUUAGGUCUUUAUAAACCAGUGUUCCAUCUUCUGUGUUAUAGCCCAUCUACAGCAUGGAUUCUCCUUGCCUUUGGAUUCAUCAAGAUUAGGAGACCUCCCUUAGCAAACUCAGGAGACAGAUAGAGGCAAGGAAUAAUAAAAAUGAUAGCUGUGGCAGCAAAAAACAUGUGCUUUUGUAACAUUAAAAGUCCAGAGUUUAAAAUUUUCUGUUAUUAUCACCGCUUUAUUAGUUUGUACUUAUGUUCUGAAUUGCACUGAUGCGGGAGGCUCCCUUAUUGUUGUGGAGUUAGGAAAUGUUUUUUUCUUACUUCUGUCAUAGCAAUGUUCUUAAAUGUGAUACUUAUGUAAGUCCAUCUAUAAAUAAAUAUAUAUAUAUAUUAA